Molecule: messenger RNA, 428 nt
Organism: Thrips palmi
Lineage: Eukaryota; Metazoa; Arthropoda; Insecta; Thysanoptera; Thripidae
Exons: 2
Coding region: 51-383 (110 amino acids)
Source: RefSeq, a predicted model, not a curated record
GCCUUUAUAAGGGCCGACAGGGCGGCAGUCGGUACCAAAGUCUUCUCACCAUGGCUAGGCUCAUCACCUUCAUCGCUCUCGUGUGCAUCUGCCUGGCGGCCGCCAUGAUGGUCGCCGGCGAGCACAAGCCGCCGCCACACAAGCUGGCCAAGAGGGCCGGCAAGUGGAGCAUCUCCAAGGCCCCCGGCAGCCCCACCAAGCGCGGCACGCUCAAGGGCCCCCACGGCUCGGAGCUGCACAAGACCGAAGACGACAGCGGCACCAAGACCACCGGCAAGCUGUUCAAGGGCAAGCCCGCCCGGUACGUCUCCCCUCCUCGCGAGGGACAGCCCCACUCCGGCGGCGAAGCCAGCACCAGCAAGGGCAAGAAGAAGGGACACUAAUCAAAUCGCCGUUCAAUCCGACCCGUCAAUAAAAGCAUGAUGAUA